UGCACCCCAGGGCGCCGAGGGCGGGGGCGGGGUCGGACUCGGUAUAAGACAGCCGCCGUGCGCCGGGCUGGAGACUCCUGGCUCCCAAGCGAGUCUGGCGCCCGGGUCGGAUCUGACCUCCCUGAGCUGAGAAGGGGCUUCAUCUACGCCGCACCACAAGAGACACCUCCCUGCCUGGCAGCCCCUGAGAGGCUCAGAGGGGUCACCAUGACGACACCCUUGGUGAUCCUGCUGCUGACCUUCGCCCUCGGAUCUGCUGCACAGGAAGACCAGGGCAACAAGAAUGGGGAGAAGAUUAUUGAUGGAGUCCCGUGUCCCAGAGGCUCCCAGCCCUGGCAGGUGGCCCUGCUCAAGGGCAGUCAGCUCCACUGCGGAGGCGUGCUGCUCAAUGAGCAGUGGGUGCUCACUGCUGCCCACUGCAAGAUGAAUGAGUACAACGUGCACAUGGGCAGUGAUCGGCUGGUGGGUGGCCAGAAGAUCAAGGCCACGCGGUCCUUCCGCCACCCAGGAUACUCCACACAGACCCACGCCAAUGACCUCAUGCUGGUGAAACUGAAUGGCCGGGCCAAGCUGUCGUCCAGUGUGAAGAAAGUCAACCUGCCUUCCCGCUGCGACCCCCCCGGGACCAUGUGCACUGUUUCUGGCUGGGGCACCACCACCAGUCCUGAUGUGACCUUUCCAGCAGAGCUCAUGUGCACAGAUGUCAAGCUCAUCUCCCCACAAGACUGCAGGAAGGUUUAUAAGGACUUGCUGGGAGACUCCAUGCUCUGUGCUGGCAUCCCUAACUCCAGAACCAACGCCUGCAACGGUGACUCAGGGGGACCACUUAUGUGCAAAGGUACCUUGCAAGGCGUGGUGUCCUGGGGAAGUUUCCCUUGCGGCCAACCCAACGACCCAGGUGUCUAUACCCAAAUCUGCAAGUAUGUCAAGUGGAUAACAGAGACCAUAAGAAGAUACCGCUAAUCUCUCCACUCCCAUCUCUCCAUCCCUACGCCCUGGAGCAGGAAAUUUACAGAAAUAAGGAGCUCAGUGACCUACAGUCUUACUUGACUUUAUCUUUCCUCAGAGGCAUCUCAAAACCUCAACAAUAUGUGUGUAAGCCAAUCAAAUCAGUAAGGACCUAAAAACCAAACAAAUACAAAAACCUUGAUGUUGGUAAGGAUGUAGUGAGACCAGCCCUCUCUGCCACUGAAACUGUAAAUUCAUACAGUUUUUAUGGAAGGUGAUUUGGCAGUGUGAGUGAGGACAUUUGUUUUAUCCUCCACCUUUGACCUAGUGAUUCUAGUUGUCUACUAAAAAAAAAAAAAAGUCCAAAAUGUGGAGCAAAGUUGGAAUUUAUCACAAUGUUAUUUUUCAUAACAAAAUAGUGGAAACACAGAAGGUGUCUAGAAACAGCGGAUUGUUCAAACGGUAGGCUGGUUUGAGGCAAGGAUAUUCUGAAGCUGUUAAGAAUAAUUAUGCAGAAUUCUUAGUAUCAUGUGAGGAUGUUUAUGCUAUGUGAUGUUAAAUGAAGGAAGGAAUCUACAGAAAUAUAUGUGUGUGUGGUUCUCACUAUGUAAAAUGAAAAUAUUCACAAAAUUAAACCUGAAGGACGUGUACCAACCUGCA
Molecule: messenger RNA, 1608 nt
Organism: Bubalus bubalis (water buffalo)
Lineage: Eukaryota; Metazoa; Chordata; Mammalia; Artiodactyla; Bovidae
Gene: KLK7
Product: kallikrein related peptidase 7
Exons: 6
Coding region: 208-963 (251 amino acids)
Biological process (GO): proteolysis; positive regulation of antibacterial peptide production
Molecular function (GO): serine-type endopeptidase activity
Source: RefSeq, a predicted model, not a curated record